Messenger RNA from Sphaeramia orbicularis (orbiculate cardinalfish), 5152 nucleotides. RefSeq names its product exostosin-like glycosyltransferase 3 (gene extl3). The transcript has 6 exons. The record is from RefSeq and is a predicted model, not a curated record. The coding region runs from base 697 to 3447 and encodes 916 amino acids. Gene Ontology annotation, cellular component: membrane. NCBI's taxonomy places the organism in Eukaryota, Metazoa, Chordata, Actinopteri, Kurtiformes, Apogonidae. Gene Ontology annotation, molecular function: glycosyltransferase activity.
UUUGCUGCGUGCUGUCGGUGCUGUUUGUCCAGCCGUCGCUCCAACAAUGCAGCUUUUAAUGGUGCUGUGAGCGGUGCGAAUUGAAAACGCAGUAACACCGCAGGUUUGUCCGGAGACUGUGGCCGCACAUAUUCAACAUUACAAGGUUUUUACAGUCUGACAAACCUGCUAAGGGGCCGAGACGGAGUUUUUAGGACCCCCUUGGACUCUUUCUGUUGGGUUCAUGUAUUAAAAACGAGAGGAGAUCAGAGGUCUCCUUUUUUGUUGAAUUCCUGAUGACCUGUCAGAAGAUGAGUACAUCACAGACAAAUGCGACCAGCCCUGAAUUGCAUCACUAACCUGUGAGCAGCCAUGCCCUUCUUGCAUCACCCAUCAAGGGGCACGCCUCCCCACAUGUGGGACUGUUUUUUGACAUAGAUUUGGAACAGUAUCUUGAUACUAGAAAUGGCUUUGGCCUCUGUGUGCUGUGAUCCCUCAGAGAACGUAUUAGAAUAUAGGUGAGGCUGAAUUUUUAGCCAACACCCACAGGAUCUGUAAGCGAACGUACAGCGACGUUACAGGAGGACCUAGCUGCACCCUGGCUUUGAUGAUUUAAUAUCCAACUUGCUGCCUUGCUGACAAGGUUGUACCAUGGCUGCUGCUGAUCCCCAUAGCAACGGUUCCUUGAUGGGGCAAGGAGGAGACUGAGAGGCAAAAAUGCAGCGUAACGGUGGUGGAGUGGGUUCAGUUGGCCAGCCAUGGGUGUUGCGGCGUGUGCGUCUCACCUGGCUCAGUUUUAUGCUUUUCUUCAUCCUGGUCUUCUUCCCACUCAUCGCUCACUACUACCUCACUACCAUUGAUGAAGCCGGUGGUCCGGACAAGCGCAUUUUUGGGCCCCGACCUGGCGGCGAACUGUGUGAGGCAAAACAUGUGCAGGAUCUGUGCCGCAUCCGUGAGUCGGUCAGUGAGGAGCUGCUGCAGCUGGAAGCGAAGAGGCAGGAGCUUAAUGGGGAGAUUGCCCGACUCAAUCUGCGCAUUGAAGCCUGCAAGCGCAGCAUUGACAGCGCCAAGCAAGAUCUGCUGCAGCUGAAGAAUGUAAUCAGCCAAACAGAGCAUUCCUAUAAAGAACUGAUGGCCCAGAAUCAGCCCAAGCUGUCGUUGCCUGUCAGGCUCCUGCCGGACAAGGAGGACCCAGGCCUGCCCCCGCCCAAGUCUGCGCGCUCCUGCCGCCUACGCUCAUGCUUCGACUAUGCCCGCUGUCCUCUUACAUCUGGGUUUCCUGUUUAUGUCUAUGACACAGGCUCCUAUUCAUGGGGGGACUAUAUUGACCCACUUGUUAAACAGGCUUUUGCCGCGUCAGUCAAGAGCAACAUUUAUGUAACUGAUAACCCCAGCAUCGCAUGUCUGUAUUUAGUGCUUGUAGGGGAGCUACAAGAAUCUCCCUCCUCUAAACUGCCGUUUCCUUCAGAGUUGGAGAAGCAACUUAAAGCACUUCCUUACUGGAGAUCUGAUGGACACAACCAUGUACUGGUGCAUUUCUCCAGAAAGUCCAUGACACAAAAUUUCCUGUAUAAUGUGAGCACAGGGCGAGCAGCAGUCGCCCAGUCUACCUUCCUGGAGCAGCAGUACCGUGAGGGCUUUGACUUAGUUGUGUCCCCGCUUGUCCAUGCACUCUCUGAACCAAACUUUUUGGAAGUGCCCCCUCAGGUUCCUGUAAAGAGGAAAUACCUCUUCACCUUCCAGGGGGAAAGGGUGGAGUCACUGAGGAGCAGUUUACAGGAAGCCCCUCCCCAGUCAUUUGAAGAGGAGAUGGAAGGAGACCCACCAGCAGACUAUGACGAUCGUAUUAUCGGCACUUUGAAGGCAGUGCAGGAUAGUCACUUAGAUCAGGUGCUGGUGGAGUUCACCUGCAAGAACCCACAGCCAAGUUUGCCAACUGAGUGGGCUCUUUGUGGAGGGAGGGAGGAAAGGCUGGAGGUACUCAAGGCAUCUACUUUUGCCUUGGUUAUUGCUCCAGGAGACGGACAGGUGGUGGCCUCAGCCGGCUGUGGGAUGAGACUUUUUGAGGCUUUAGAGGUUGGGGCCAUCCCAGUCCUUUUAGGGGACCAUUUCAAACUACCUUAUCAUCAGUUUAUUCGUUGGAGUGAAGCUGCCAUAAUUGUCCCUAAGCCUCGUGUCACAGAGCUACACUUCCUGCUGCGCAGCUUGUCAGACAAUGAUAUGUUAGCAAUGAGGCGGCAGGGCCGCUUCCUGUGGGAGACAUAUUUCUCAACCUCAGAGAAUGCUCUUAACACUAUCCUGGCCAGCAUCAGAACCAGCGUACAGGUUCCUGCUGCACCCAUCAAAGAAGAGCCGGCACAGGAGAUUCCUCACAAAGCUGGGAAGUUGGCAGGUACCGACGCCAACCUGGCAGACAAUGGUGACCUGGAUCUGGGUCCUGUGGAGACUGAGCCUCCUUAUGCCUCCCCACGCUUUCUCCGCAACUUCACAUACACAGCUGCAGACACUUACAGGACAUGGAACCGCGCCCCAGGGCCCUUCCAUUUGUUCCCUCACACACCACUGGACCCUGUGCUGCCCUCGGAGGCCAAGUUUCUGGGCUCAGGUACUGGUUUCAGACCCAUUGGUGGAGGCACAGGAGGCUCUGGGAAGGAGUUUCAGGCAGCUUUAGGAGGGAACAUGCCACGAGAACAGUUCACAGUGGUCAUGCUGACAUACGAGAGAGAGGAGGUGCUGAUGAACUCUCUGGAGAGGCUGAAUGGACUGCCAUAUCUCAACAAAGUUGUGGUGGUGUGGAAUUCACCUAAACCUCCUUCAGAUGACCUGCUAUGGCCUGAUAUUGGCUUGCCGAUUGUGGUUGUUCGCACAGAGAAGAACAGCCUCAACAACCGCUUCCUUCCCUGGGACGCAGUGGAAACCGAAGCCAUCCUGUCAAUAGACGACGAUGCUCAUCUCCGACAUGAUGAGAUCAUGUUCGGGUUCAGAGUGUGGCGGGAGGCCAGAGAUCGCAUUGUUGGUUUCCCCGGGCGAUACCACGCAUGGGAUGUCAACCAUCAGUCCUGGCUGUAUAACUCCAACUACUCCUGUGAGCUCUCCAUGGUCCUGACAGGAGCUGCUUUCUUUCAUAAGUACUACGCCUAUCUGUACUCCUACGUGAUGCCACAGGCCAUCAGGGACAUGGUGGACGAGUACAUAAACUGUGAGGACAUCGCCAUGAACUUCCUGGUCUCUCACAUCACUCGCAAGCCGCCCAUCAAGGUAACAUCUCGUUGGACUUUCCGCUGUCCUGGCUGCCCUCAGGCCCUCUCACACGAUGACUCACAUUUCCACGAGCGCCACAAGUGCAUCAACUUCUUCGUCAAAGUGUAUGGCUACAUGCCACUGCUUUACACACAGUUCCGAGUUGACUCUGUGCUGUUCAAGACUCGUUUGCCCCACGAUAAAACCAAGUGCUUCAAGUUCAUCUAGCAUUGGGCUUAGUGGCCCAGCAAGGAGCCAAAAGCAGAGUGGAUUGAAGGACUGGAAGUAUUUAAAGUAAACAGCAGCGCACCCAACUGCUCACAGAGAUUUGGAUGGAUGGAUGGAUGGACUGCCAGAUAAAUGCAAUGAGGGAAAGUUGUGGGUUAGGAUUUUGCCUAAGGGAUGGACAAGUUAACCUUAAAAGCUGCUGGCUGACAGUCUAAUCCACAACUCUACUGAAAAUUUUAGGAGUGGAAGCUGAAAGGGACCACUGCCAACAAAAUAAGCCUUUUCAGUGGAUGUCACAUCUCCUUUUUUUUUUCAUGUUCUUCAAUCAUGUUCAAUCCUCAACCACUACAGAUAUCAUUUGCACCUCUACACGGCCUGGUGAGGAACUAGGCCGCUUGUACACAGUGUACAGAAACUCUCCCAGGAUGAACUCUUCUUGACAGUGGAGCUCGGACUUACAGACACACAGUUAAGCACAGCAGCCUGUUGAACUGACCAGCAGUUUUAUCCGGAGAGCAAAAGUGGCAACGGUGCUGGGUUGCCACUUUUUUUUUCUCCUGGCAUUCUCCAUUUUACAGUCACAAACUGUACUUGUUGUACUUGUACAUGAGAAGCACUGAUGGUGAGAAGUAUUUUAUUGAACAAUCUUGUUUUUUUUUGUUUUUGUUUUGUUUUUUUUUAUCAUGUUGUUUAAAUGUGUAAAUCUCUACGUGGAAUGAACAUUUUCCAGAAACUUUGCCUGUGGGAGAUCAGACACAGACUCGUCAAGUCUGAGAACGAGACAGGACCUAGACUGAAGACUAAAACAGAUCGGCCCCGUCAUGUUUAUUAGUGUUACAUGGUCAAGAAGGAAUUCACGUCAGUGGUCACCAUAAUGCCUCAAAUCUGUCAUGAAAACCAGCCGCCGUUUUGUCAUUUUGGUAUGCUUACAGGCACAACACUCUUUAAUGGAUGUUUUUAAUGCUAUAGGGUGUUUACUAAUGUUUGUAAAACUGUUCCCAGGGUGACGUAGUCAUGUUUCAGUGUAAUAAUGUUGACCAAUCUCUGGUUGCAGUGUCCCUUACUGAAGAGCAACAAAAUCCUAAAUCACAGCUGCCAAAAUAAACAAGUUACUGAUUAAGUCUAAUUAUGGAUGUAAUGAUACAAAAAAUCUCCCAUUUAAUUUUAGUAGAUGACAGAGAUCAUGGUAAAUAAGAGGUUUAAUAUAUGACUUUGGAACAGAAGUGUUAGAUAUGUCCCAUCAUGCUCCUCUCUGUGAUGAACUUUCCCACCUCAGUCAGAAAAGUCACUUUAUAUUUUUGCCAUAUUGGUUUCUCUGUUCUUUUGGGUUUUGUUUUAUUAUUUUUUUUACCAUAGCUUGAUGAAUGUUUUCUUUGCCAAAUAGGUACGAUGUCUGCUGUUUUUCCAGCGUAACUUGCGGGCCAGAGCGCACAGUGUGAAUGCUUGCUAAAGAAAUGCAGUCUGGUACAGCCAUAUCCAUGGUACCUUACCAGGAGUCAGUCCAUCAGAGCCAAUCCCAUCAUGUCCUUUAUUUGACCUAUUUUUCUUUAUUCCAAGCAAAAGAUCCACAAAUCCCUUUAAAAAGAUAUUCAAAGAAGUGUUAUUUCUGAAUGAGGCUCUAGCUGUGAGGAUGCUUUUAUGAAAUAAAUGCGCGUAAGUCCAAGGUUCCUGUAUAUUUAUUGAAUAUAUUAUUAAAAAAGAUUUU